GCUAAAGCUGACGAUAGCCUUUUAAAUUAAUUCCAUCUAAUUGUAAGUUGAUACUUAUAAAUCCAUCCUUGCACUUGAACUUAAUAGUAUCAUGGCCCUCCACAACCUCCUCACUCAGUGGUUCCCCCCUGCACCCUCAUUUACCGAGAACCAUCUUUCCUCGCAGAAAGACCGAGUCUUCAUCGUGACGGGGGGAAACGGCGGCAUUGGCUUUGAAUUAUGCAAGAUACUGUAUUCUACCGGCGCGAGUAUCUACAUGGCAUCUAGAUCGAGGGAACGAGCCGAAAAAGCCAUAGAGGACAUUAUUUCGUCAUCUUCAUCGACCGAAACCGGAACAAUCUACUUCCUCCCUCUGGACCUGAACGAUCUCGAGUCCGUCCGAAGGGCAGCAUCCAUUUUCGCAGAACGGGAAUCCCGGCUCGAUGUCCUCUGGAACAAUGCCGGGAUGGGCGGCAACCGCGUCGCCGUCGGGGCGAGAACAGCCCAGAACCUCGAGGCGAUGGUAGGGAUCAACUGCGUCGCAGCGCAGCUGUUCACACAGCUACUGGUGCCCCAGUUGCAAGCUGGGAGCGAACCUUUCUCUCCAUCUGCUUCUGCUGUUCCUUCUCGCGUCAUCUGGACGAGCAGCGUCCUAGCAGAGAGCGGCACGCCGGCGCACGGAAUCGACUUCGACGCGUUGGACGAGGGCACCCAGAGUCGAGUCCGCAAUUACGCCGUCUCAAAGUUUGGGAACUGGAUGCUCGGCGCCGAGUUCGCGAGACGACACCCGCACGAUAUCAUCAGCGUGGUCAUCAACCCGGGGAACCUGAAGACGAAAGUGUUCGACGGGACGUCUGCGCUGCUCAUGUGUCUGCUCAAUCGGGUCCUGUACGAGGUGAAACUCGGGGCAUAUACCGCUCUGUACGCCGGGCUAUCGCCCGAGAUCACCGUGGAGAAGAAUGGCGCGUAUAUCAUUCCCUGGGGGAGGAUCCGGGAGGAUAAAGACUGCGCGCGGAAAGACCUCAUCCAGGCCCUCACGCCGGUGGAAGAGGGUGGGUUGGGAUAUUCUGGGAGAUUCUGGGACUGGUGUGAGCAAGCUGCUCGGAGAACACAUUAAGAGAAACUGGAGUUGGAUUUUUAAUCGGUAGAAAGAGGGUAGUCAAUUUCGGAAGAAUACACAACAUCAUUCACUGGGUAUUCGGAUCUAUACUAUACCUUGACAAAAUGAAACAUGCAUUCCAAGUAAAAAGGAGAAAACAAUAUCAAACAGAACAAAAAAAAAAGAAGAAAGAAAAAAAAAAAAAAUAUGCGCCCAACACCGCUGUAUGUAAUACAGAUACAUGCUUGCUCAAUAAAUCAUACAGCCAAGGACAUAGCCGCUCGGCAGCCUUGGGCACAGCCUCGUUACUAACGCCCGUAUUCACUUGUAGGCUCGUACUCGGACGGCGGGGCGUAGUGCUGGCCGUGAGCGCCGCCGUAGCCCGUGUUAUAGUCGUGGAGGACACCCCCCGGGGCUGGGGCGGUGGGAUCGUAGGCGCCCUGCAGGGCUGAGCGGCCGCCCAGGUCGUCGAUCUCACUGUGCUGCAGAAGGGCG
Messenger RNA from Penicilliopsis zonata CBS 506.65, 1573 nucleotides. RefSeq lists its product as hypothetical. Bases 92 to 1096 code for a protein of 334 amino acids. The record is from RefSeq and is a predicted model, not a curated record. NCBI's taxonomy places the organism in Eukaryota, Fungi, Ascomycota, Eurotiomycetes, Eurotiales, Aspergillaceae. The transcript has 2 exons.